UGCUAGAAUCAUUGAAAAUUGUCUAAUCGAAAAAACUUUUACCCAAAAUUAUCCCACUAAUGACAAUGUCCUGUUUAUGUUAUAAUUUGUUGUUUAUUGACAAUUGUAUUAGCUUUAUGAAACAAGUAAAUAGGUAAUUAAUUUUACCGUUCCAAAUUGUGGCUGUUGUUUCAACGACACCAUCAAAUUGACAUUGCCAGUUGCUUCAACAUCGUUUGAAUAGACAUGACCGUCAACAGUCGGCCAAUCGUUACGGUCAGUCUCGAGAAUUUUCAAGCAUUUUUUAAGAGAUCUAUUCAGCGCGUCCCAGUCAACAUUAUUUUCAUUGCGGUCUUGUUCAUCAACGGAUUGAGUCUAAUCAGUAUGGGUAGAUAUACUAACCGAUGUAGUUUUUACAUCUGUGGUGCCGCACAGUUUGUCUUCGGUUCGUAGUCCUGCGUAUUGACAAGAAACGUCUGUUUUUCUAAGUCCAAAAGUGAUUGAACCCGACGACGUUCGCAGGGCUAUCGCUGAACAUUAUAGGAUAUUGUUAUGAUGAGUAUGUAUAACUCGACAAUGUGGAAUCUGAAAUCAAACAACAAAUGCUCAUCUCGGUUUGUUUUGAAAUGAUCUAAUCAAUGGUUGUACCGCCAUAAGGGUUGUUAUUGUGAUGCCAGUUAUUGUUGAUACUGUGGUAACUAUGGGAACAUCACAACAAUAUAGCUAGAAAAAGUCUAAAAUGAAUAGUGUCAAUAGAAGUGCCUCGACAAGUCGUGGAAAAUCUAGAGAAUUAACAAUGAGGAAGUAUAAAAAUUCAGCACAAAACUAUAAGAAUCCAAUCCAAUUUUCGACUAACUCAUCUGAAGAUAAAUAUCGUAACAGGUGGAACCGUAGAUCGUUGAGUAGUUCAUCUUCUAGUCGUUCAAGUUUAUCACUAUCUCGCAAAAGAAAAAUGUCACCAUCCCGUUUAUCCGAUAGGAGAUCUUUGCGUCGUUCAUCCGAUAGAAGACACCCGCGCCGGUCUUUAUCUAAAAGUCGUACCACAUCUCAAACGCCAAGACGCCGUUCACCUUUUGAAAAAUCUCCAUCGGCACUCGAUUCAAAAAACACAAACAAGUUGCGCAUAAAACCGCCUAGACCAUUGCAUAGAAGGCCAAACGCAAAUGUUUCUCAACAAAAAAAAAGAAAAUCCAAAGCGUUCGGUCAAUGUCGCAACCGACAGACUUCUGAAAAAAGAAGUCCGUCUGAUUCAGAGGCUUUCGUAAAUUCACAUUGUUCAAUGGACGAAAGUACAUCUUCGGAAUCAUCAAAUUCUCCCCUAUCGACCUCAGGUAGUAAUCGUAGGACUUUUACACGGUCCUCGAAAAAGGGGAUAUUCAGAAAGAAUGAUCGAGUUUAUACUGAAUAUCUUUCUGGAAAAACCAGUUCAUCAAGCGCAGAAACUUACAUCAAAUCAGAACCUUGCGUCAAAUCAGAGGUCCACGUCAAAUCAGAAGAUCAAACAGAUGCUGUUCGGAAUAAACUAGUUCUCGAAACUCCAUUUCGAUCAAGAUCGUUUUCCGUGCCGAGACAUUCGACAUUAGAAGGUUUUAACAAAAGAAAGGGACUGUCCGGAUCACUUGCAAGACCAGUAAUUAUAAAAACAGAAAAGGACAAAAACAAAAUAUCACACAAGAAGACAAACUGUCACAAACCCAAGUCUUCCAAGACCGAUAGAUGGUCUACACAUAAACCGUUCAAAUUUGAUCUAAUGGCGGAGUUGAAUAAGCCAUCUACCAUGAAUCUUUCUGAACGUUUUGGUAGACUAGCCAGAUUAGGUCCAAGAAUUCCACCAGAACAAAAGACACGUUUUAAUAACAGCGGAGCUAGAUCAGGCUCAGCGCCUUACAAAGUGCACCAUACUGAUUAAUUUAUAUUAAGUAUAAAUUGUUAAUAAUAGGUAUAAAAUUGUAUAUAUUACGUUAUGCUUAUGUACCAUGUUCAUAAUAAUUUAAAAUGAGUUGGAUGCUAUAAGUUUAACCUAAACAAAUAUUCUUAGUUGUGGAAAUUCAUUUAUGUAAUAUCUAUAAA
Molecule: messenger RNA, 2049 nt
Organism: Adelges cooleyi (spruce gall adelgid)
Lineage: Eukaryota; Metazoa; Arthropoda; Insecta; Hemiptera; Adelgidae
Product: serine/arginine repetitive matrix protein 2-like
Exons: 10
Coding region: 719-1888 (389 amino acids)
Source: RefSeq, a predicted model, not a curated record